Molecule: messenger RNA, 1134 nt
Organism: Micromonas commoda
Lineage: Eukaryota; Viridiplantae; Chlorophyta; Mamiellophyceae; Mamiellales; Mamiellaceae
Product: set domain protein
Exons: 1
Coding region: 1-1134 (377 amino acids)
Biological process (GO): regulation of DNA-templated transcription
Cellular component (GO): chromatin; nucleus
Molecular function (GO): protein binding; histone H3K36 methyltransferase activity
Source: RefSeq, a predicted model, not a curated record
AUGUUCCAGAUUCAGGAGGCGGCAAAGGCGGCGAAGGAGGCCAAGAAGGCGGCUGACGGGAAAACGGCCGACGCGACCGCCGACGGAAAUCCCCCGGCGGAACCCGCUGGCAACACGGAGGCCAUCGCGACCGUUCCCCGCACCGGAUGCGGCGCGGAGUGCUUCAACCGCACGUGCCUCACCACCUGCGACCCGCGGGUGUGCCCUUGCGGCCCGUCGUGCAGCAACCGACCGUUUCACCAGCUCAAAUCCCCAAAGACGGACACGCUGCUGACGGAGAACCGCGGUUGGGGUCUUUUCCUCGCCGAACCCGUCAAGGCGGGCACUUUUAUCGUCGAGUACGUCGGCGAGAUUCUCGACGAGCACACCACCGAGAAGAGGCUGUGGGAGGAUAAGAAGCGCGGCGAAGAUAACUUUUACCUCAUGGAGGUGAUGCCCAACCAGUGCAUCGACGCCAGGUACAAAGGCAACCUCUCGCGUUUCAUCAACUCCUCGUGCCAUCCCAACUGCGAGACGCAGAAGUGGCAGGAUUCCGCCACCGGAGAGACGCGCGUCGGCAUCUUUGCCAUUCAGGAUAUCCCGGAGGGGACUGAGCUCACGUACGACUACAACUUUGCGCACUUUGGCGGCGAGGGAACCACGUCCUUUUCGUGCAUGUGCGGCCACCCGCUGUGCCGCGGUACCCUCGACGCCAACCCCGAACGUACCCGCCACUACAACAGGAGGGUCGCCAUCAGCUGGGCGCAUGACGACGUGUUUUACAAGGGUGUCGUGCUGUCCUACAACAUGAAGACGACCAAGUACGAGAUUUUAUACGACACCGGCGAAAAGGAGUACGUCGCGCUGGAGGAGCAGCUGACGGAGGGCGAGGACUACUACUGGCUCACUCCGCCCAACCCCGACGAAGUGAAGAGGGACGAGAAGAGGAAAUCCGACGCGGGCGCCAAGGGUGAUAAGAAGGGAAAGAACGGGACAAAGGCGGUAAAGGCAAAGGGGGGCGUCAAGAAGACGUCGUCCAAGCCGAAGGUGAAGCAGGCGGCGGCGCCCGAGCCGGCUGGCGAGCCCGCGGCCGUGGUUCCCGCCGCGGCCGAGGCACCCACGCUCGAGCCCAAGCCCGAGCCGGUUCAGGCGUGA